CCUACACUGUCUGGUUUGGCAAACUUCCUAAAACCCUCCAUUUUUUUUUAAUUACAAGCUUUAUCCUGUCAUUACUUAUUUAGAUUAUGCCAUUUUUGUCUAAUAAUCAUGCUACUCUUGCACUCUUUAUACCAACAUUUGCAGAGAUUUUCCCUUUUUUGUUUUUUAAUUUUUUCCUUUUUGAUUUAGUUAUUUAAACAUUUAAAGCCCUUAUAACAGUCCAAGAUACGAAGCAAAUAGCAGAAUCAAUUGGGUUUAUGAGUUUUCUUUACUUAGAAUUUCCAUAUCUCUCAAAAAUGGAAAAUUUAACCAAUUCCUAGCUGUAUAUCGUCAAUGUAACUAAACCCUUUCUCUUCUACUACCUCUGCAAGUUCAACAAUUUCCUCCAUUGAUGUACCUUCCCUUAUUCAUUUUUGUACUUAUUUAGUUAAAAAGAAACUUGGGUUUUUGUUGUUUUGCAAAAUUUAUGCGAAUGUGCAGAAAAGUACAAAUGCGGAGGAUGUGGAGAGAAGGACAUAGAAGAAGCCCUCGAAUAUCGGCUUUGGAUGCGAGGAAGGCUCAGCCAUCGAGGCCUAAAUCUUCUGGUGUUCAAAGUAGGUUUAGUACCAACACUAUUAUUACUAGUACUAGCACUAAUUUACACGUGGCAGUGCAUCAGCAAAACAAACGCCGUCGUUUGCGUCACGGCGAGGGGCCUGCCUCCCGGACCAGAGCCAAGAAGAAGAGGAAACUUAGACCUCUUCAAGAUGUAGCCUCUCCUUUAAGUGCUCAACAGGAUCUCAAUAAUGAUGAACAGGAUGAAAUGCAAUCAAGCGAUGGAGAUGUUGCACUAAAUGAUGAUAAAGUCAUUGUGCAAAGUAAAGAUAGCAGAAAACAUGGAGAUCAAGUUACCAAUCCGGACCAACCACAUACUGUGCCAUUUGCCUCACGAAUGCCAGAAAAGCGCAUACUGGAGCUUAUCCUUGAUGUAUUACAGAGGAGAGAUAAUCAUGAAAUAUUUGCAGAACCAGUUGAUCCAAAUGAGGUAGAGGAUUACUAUGAAAUCAUCAAAGAGCCAAUGGAUUUUGGGACAAUGAGAGCUAAACUUCAUGAGGGAAUGUAUAGAAGUCUUGAACAAUUUGAGCAUGAUGUAUUUCUAAUAUCCAAAAAUGCAAUGCAUUUUAAUUCAUCCAGUACAAUUUAUUUCAGACAGGCUCGUGCCAUCGAUGAACUAGCUAAAAAGGUUUUUUGUGUUCUUAAAACUGAUCCUGAAAAUUUUGAAUUGGAAUUUUCGGGAUCAAGACGAAGAAAUACUAGAAGACCUAAAGGUGAAGCUAGGAGUUCAACUUACAGCUCAUCUUCUAAGCCUGCCACAAAUUCAAGAUCUAACAGUGCAACACCCACUGUACCUCGAAAACCUAUUCUCAGUUCAGCAAGCAGUAUAUUGAAUUUAAGAACAAAAACGCAAGUAAUGCCUUGCUACACUGCUAGGGGUAUUACUACCCUAUCUGACAUAAGGGAGGAUGAAGUGCCUUUUGGUGGUGGGGAUGGUAGAGGAUCUAACUCUUCUGAAGCAAAUAGGCGUUCUACCUAUAGACCUUGCUUGUCUAUCCUUGAUGAUAAUUAUUCAAUUGUUUCGAAAAUUUAUAAUAACUCCAAACUGCUAAUGCAUGUGAAUCAGCAGGAUAUUAAUUAUAGGAAAAGCUUAAAGUUGUUUGUUAAAGAUUUAGGGCUAACAGCCCAAAUGGUCGCCCAACGCAAGUUAGAUGGAUGGUCAAUUGAAGCUACCAAUUAUAUGACUUCAGCUUCAAAUUAUUCCAAGACUCCUAACUGCAAAAAUGUGACAUCCAGCUUUGACCAAUGGAUAUCGUCUACUGCAGAUGCUCCAAUUAAAUGGUCUCAAAGUAUAAGCAAUGGUAACAGAAUAGACAUGUGUGAUACUAAUAAAGGGGAUAUACCUCAUUCUGGUGAUAAAAUAAGUAUCUGUGGCACUUCAAUGGAAGCAGCAUCACAUGGUAAUCAGAGAAGUAUCUUUGGUGCCACUAGACUGGAAGCUCAGAGCAGGAACAAUAUGGAUACAGUGAGCAGUAGGAUUCAUAUUGGUCCACAUUCAUCCAUCAUCAGUGCAAGAGAUCCGAAUUUCUUGGUUGCUAAUUUGAACAACAAAGAAAAGAUGCAUGAAAAGUCACGAUCAUCAGAUUCAGAUUCAAAAUAUUCUAACUCAAAUGUCUUAGAACACAGGUUAAGCGAUAAUUGCAGCUUUUCAUCACCUUCAUGGCAGCUAGACACCAUGACUGCAGGCGCAUCAGGUUUUGGUCAAACCAUAGGCUCCACGAACAAUCUUCAAUCACGACACCUGAGAAGUUAUGAUCAAGCUACAGCAGGCCUCCUAGGUGUAACUCAAGAAAUUUGUAGUUCAUAUGAGACAGACAUGGCAUUGAAAUCAAACCACAGCUUGACACCAGUUUCCCAAUUCAUAUUUGAUCUACCCUUCUUGAAGACGCAACUUGAUCAGAUGAAUUCGGUGGGACCGGUUAGAUUUCUGCAACAGAGCUCAGAUGGCCAAGUAGGAUUCCUGGAUAGAAUGAGUGAGACUUACCACCAUGAUAACCAGCUUACUAGCUUGGCUCUUCAGCUGUAAGUAAUUAAUAUGACAAAUACAGUUCUCAUUCUGAAAACCAAAGUAUCCUUCUAGAACUUGUAAAUAGACUGCCAUUCUAUUGCAUCAGUUCAAGGCUUCGUUUGGUUUUGGUUGAGGCAUUAGUUGCUGCAAA
Molecule: messenger RNA, 2753 nt
Organism: Jatropha curcas
Lineage: Eukaryota; Viridiplantae; Streptophyta; Magnoliopsida; Malpighiales; Euphorbiaceae
Molecular function (GO): protein binding
Source: RefSeq, a predicted model, not a curated record